Molecule: messenger RNA, 1480 nt
Organism: Helianthus annuus (common sunflower)
Lineage: Eukaryota; Viridiplantae; Streptophyta; Magnoliopsida; Asterales; Asteraceae
Product: F-box/LRR-repeat protein 7
Exons: 2
Coding region: 33-1355 (440 amino acids)
Biological process (GO): SCF-dependent proteasomal ubiquitin-dependent protein catabolic process
Cellular component (GO): SCF ubiquitin ligase complex
Molecular function (GO): protein binding
Source: RefSeq, a predicted model, not a curated record
UUCAGUUUUUAAAACAUUUCUCCUACUACUAAAUGGACACAAUCCUCUGCGACGAGCUCCUCCAAGAAAUCUUCCACCACCUCCCUCCUCCGUCAUCCUCCGCCGUCUCCCUCGUCUCCAAACGGUGGCGCCACCUCCUCCGUUCUUCUCUCUCCUCCCUCUCCCUCCGUCUCUCACCUAACCACCCAUCCCUACCCUCUCUCUCCUCCUUCCUCUCUCACCACACCUCCCUCUCUACUCUUUCCGUCUCCUCCUCCUCCUCCGCCGGAACCACCGUCUUCUCCGGCGACCUCCUCCGCUCCAUCUCCGCCGCCUCUCCUCAGUUAUUAUCUCUCUCAAUCAUUCUCUCCAGACCUCUUCUCUCUCUUCAACUUCUAACCUCUUUCACCAAUCUCAAAUCCCUAACCCUAUCUCUCGCCGAAAACGCCUCGCCGGACUCUGUUUCCGAUGAAUUCACCGUUUCCUCUUCUCUGCGGCUACAAUCACUCCGUCUGUCCGGAAUUUGCGCCGGCGAUUACUCUCUCAACUGGCUUUGGAAGAACUGUGAUUGCAAAACCCUAACGAAGCUCGUUUUGGAGAAUUGUGAAGGCGUAGGUGAUAAUUCUUCGUUUGCGUGUUUUGUAAAAGGAUUGGAGAAUGUUAGGGAAGUUGAAUUGAGGACUUGCAGGUCUAUUGUGUCGUUGAUUUUGUUUAAUUUGGGUGAGAAUUGUAAGAGUUUGGUGUCUUUGUUAGUUUAUGAUGGUGGAAAUAAGGAGAGCUUGCUUCGGUUCGUUCGUGAAACGACGUCUGAUCUUCGGAGACUUGAUCUCCGGUUACCACUUGAUUUGGAUGACACUCAUCUCUUUCAAAUUGGUGUGAAAUUUAGUCGCUUGCGUGUUCUUCGCUUGCAAAGUUGCUGUAUGGUUACAGGUGAAGGUCUCAAAACCCUAGGGUUAGCUUUGAGUGAUAGCCUUGAAGAACUAGCUUUAACAAAUUGUGAUGUUAUCAAUGGACAAGACGGGUUCCUUGUCGAAUUAGCUCAGAAUCUAAAAAAGAUCAAAAUACUGGAUUUGUCCUACAAUCAUACUCUCCUCGAUAAAGAAUUUGCAUCGAUGAUCAGUUCAUACUGUAAUCUACGAAAACUGAAACUACGGGGUUGCAGCAGAUUAACCAACGUAUCGUUGAUUUCAUUGUGCAAGAACUGUAAGCGUUUGGAGAGUGUGGAUAUACUUUACUGCCACGGGAUUCAGGUGGAGGGUGUCGAGUUCUUGAUCUUGAAUUCUCGGCAACUGAGAAACCUGCAAGUCGAAGAUCGUAAGUUAUCGGAAGCUGCAAGAAGAUGGAUGACAGACAAGUUUAUUGAGGUCCAACACUGAUUGUAUUUAACACUUGGAUUGAAAUUGUAUAUGGUUUCUUGUUGUGUCUUUUAUCUUGUCAUGAAAAUAAGAAUGCAUAUAUGUAACAAUAUUUCUGUUUAAAGAAUCAAAGUAAAUUACAUGCA